This is a messenger RNA of Mycosarcoma maydis (corn smut), 762 nucleotides long. RefSeq lists its product as uncharacterized. Gene Ontology annotation, molecular function: protein folding chaperone; protein-folding chaperone binding. The record is from RefSeq and is a predicted model, not a curated record. Lineage: Eukaryota; Fungi; Basidiomycota; Ustilaginomycetes; Ustilaginales. The coding region runs from base 1 to 762 and encodes 253 amino acids. Gene Ontology annotation, cellular component: cytoplasm; nucleus. The transcript has a single exon.
AUGGACGCGCCUCUUCCCGACUACUAUCGAACGCUGGGUGUGAGUGCGACUGCUUCUGCUGCCGAGAUCAAGGAAGCGUACAAGCGGCGCUCGCUCAAGACGCAUCCGGAUCGUUUCCCCAACGCCACGCCGGCAGAGCGACAACGCUACACGCAGAAGUUUCAGACGCUCGCAGACGCCUACUACGUUCUCUCGGAAACGGAUCGACGUCGAGAGUACGACCAGCUGCGCAACUCGCGCCCGAGCACCGACUCUUUCUAUUCCAACGCAUCGUACGACGAGGACGACGAAGCCGCAUCCGAGUUUAGCGAAAAGGAGCAAAGCUACUCGGCCAACUUUUUCCAGAGCUUCUUCCCUGGCGCGUUCAAGCAGGACGAGCAGCAAAACGACGACAACAACGACAGUAACCGCACCGACACCAACGAGGAUCGUCGUCGCAGAGCUGGUAGCCAUCAACCACAGGCGGACGGUGUGUUUGCCAACGUCUUUGAAGAGCUGCUUCGACCCGAGGUGCACCGCGUUGCCCCGUUCUGGAAGUGGGUGGGUGGCGCAUCUGGUACAGCGCUUGGCUUCAUUGUAGGCAACAUUCCUGGUGCACUUGCGGGCGCUUUCGCCGGAAGUCAGCUCGGAAGGAUUCGAGACGCCAAAGGAAAGAGCGUAGCCGAGGUGUUUAUGUCAUUGGGAGCUGCGCAGAGAGCCGAGGUGUUGACAAACUUGCUUCAGCGUGUGCUCAACCAGCAAACGCGACCCGUGCCGCAAUGA